Prionailurus viverrinus (fishing cat) is the source of this 3645-nucleotide messenger RNA. It is a transcript of the gene CFAP92, whose product is annotated as cilia and flagella associated protein 92 (putative). The transcript has 16 exons. Bases 172 to 3441 code for a protein of 1089 amino acids. Lineage: Eukaryota; Metazoa; Chordata; Mammalia; Carnivora; Felidae. The record is from RefSeq and is a predicted model, not a curated record.
CGACCCCCGGGCCUCCCAGCCUGGGCGGAUCGACUUGCACCCUCCCAGCCUUCUCGCCUGGCGGCUGUGCAGCGGGUAUAAGAGCUGGCUGACGCCAGGGUCUGAGCCCAGGGUGCUGCCCAGCGGAUCGCGUCGCAGCCAGGAGUGCCGGGCCUGUGGGUGCUCUGGGGAAUGUCCCUGCACGCCUGGGAGUGGGAAGAUGAGGACAGGGCGAGCAUGGGGCCCAUGUCCUCCAUGGGCAGCUUUUACCAGUCUGGCAGUGAGUGGGACACGGAGGAGUACCUGAAGGUCAGAACACAAGCCCCGGAGUCGGAUUCCGACCACCCGUGUAGCAAGUCCUCACAUGGGCCUGCUGACAGCUUCCAGUCUGAUGUGCCCCAGGCUGUCCCCUGCAAGUUCGUCAUCUCACUGGCCUUCCCGGUGACUGCUGGUCAUAGAGGAAAACAUACAUGUUUUAUUGAAAAACAUAGGAAACACUCUCGAAUGGACAAGCAUGCUUCCAAGGCUCGCUGUUACUACCACAUGGAGUAUUUCCUUCUGCCGGAUGAUGGAGAGCCUAAAAAGAUUGACAUGGUGGUGUUUCCAACGGUGGCCAAAUUGUUCCUGGAUUCAGGAGUAAAGACGGUGAGGCCGUGGCAGGAAGGGGACAAAAUCUGGGUGUCAUGGACCCAAACUUUCAACAUCAACAUGACGAAGGAAUUACUAAAGAAAAUAAAUGUUCACAAAAUCACCUUGAAGGUCUGGGACACCAAGGACAAGGUUUCAAGAAAAGUCAGGUAUUAUCGGUUAAAGACUUCUGCAUAUUCAGAAGGCGCAGGAUCUUUUGAGGAUGUGAAAAAUUUGGUUUUAAGUCAGAGAAGAUUGUGUGAAGAGGGCGCACACAUCAGAAAGGAGUGGAACCAGGAGCAUGCACCAGAAAAAGCAGAAAAGGCAGGAAAACACAUAAAGCCUUCGCAUGCAGAGCCUGAAACUUUUUCCAAGAGCUUCGAAGAAUAUGAAAAGGCACUCCGAAUGGAUGAUCUUGGCACAGUUCGAUGGAGUACUUCAAGAGAACCAACUGUUUAUUUGGAGACAGCACCUGGGAUGGAGAUGAAGGAAUUAAUGGAGAGAUCAUUUAGCAGUUUAACAAACAUAGUAGAAAAGCAAAAAUUUCAAAGUAAAAGGAAAGAGUCAGAGGUGAAAAAGAAGAGCCAGAAGAGAAAGAGGAAAUCUCGAGUGGAAGACAGUGACUCCAAGGGGGCAGGAAACUGGAAGCACGGAGCUUUCUCUACCGAACUGGUGCUGAUGCCGCUCCUCGCAGGAUGGCAAACUGUCAUGAGUUGUGGCUGUUGGAAGUCUGCCAGCAUUUUAGAUUGUUAUUUGAGUUUUAAAACAGAAGUUCCUAUCAUGACUGAGGAGCAAAAGCAGGAUUUAAACCCUUUGACCAUAAAGAUCAAGUGUGUUUCCUGCCUUCCAUCACAACCUGUGCCAAUCCAUGAACUAGAGAGGCUGUGCACCCCCGUGUACUGCAAGUACAAGUUCUUUAAGACUCCAGUUCACAAGACGGAGGGGAAGCCCCAUGGAGUACACAUCUACUUCCAGGACAUCAAUGUCAUCUUUCUUGGGCCAAUGCAGCCCAGUGACCUGAGGGAAUACCUGGAGGGGCCCCCCAUGGUUGUGGAGGUUCACGACAGGGACCGCAAGUUAGAAGAGUAUUCCCGGAAGCCCACCCUGUUUGGGGAUGACCCCUUGGAUUCACACCUCAACCUCCGGGCCCUCAUCUCUCCAGAAGAGACAGAGAACAACCCCUUUGAAUCCCAAAACAAGAUAUGGGACCCUUAUGGGGUUGCCAAGGUCAGUUUUGCCGACCUUCUCCUUGGCCACAAGUACUUGAACUUGGUUGUCCCCAUCCACAGGUGUGAGCCCAAGCCCACACACCAUGGCCGGGAUGGCAGGAGCAGGAAGGUUGUGGGGUUUCGGGUCCCCACAGAUGGCUUUCAGCACAGCUCAGUGCCCAUGGGCAACUACCUUGAAGCCAACUCCCAGCUCAAGCUGCGGGUGGACAUUGCAGUGCCACUGCGGGCCAGCGCCGAAGCCCCUGACCCUGAACUUACAGGCACCCUGUUUGGCCGCAUCAUUUUCGUGUUUGACUCCAGAAAGAUCUCCCUCCUCUCCAGCCUGCUACAGGACAUCUCCAUGAUCAAUGCCAAGGCCCUUGAUCUGGACGCCUACUCUGCUGGGAACAUCCAGCAGAUUCUGUCUGCCUUUAAGAUGCACAUGAGGAUCCAGGAAAGGCAGGACCUGGAUGUGCUCACUGGCUUCCACCUGCUGGAUGGGAAGAUCCAUCUUCUCAUUCUGGAAGGUUUGGCUGACCAAGGUUUAAAGCGGCUGUGGGACAGCCAUCAAAGCCGAAACACCAAAGCAGAACACGGGAAAUGCAAGGUGCUCUACAACUCCGCGCUACUGUUUCGCCACCGCCUGUACGCAGACCUGGAGACUGUCCUGUACCAAGUGCACCUCUUCAAGCCGCUGGUGCAGCUCAUGAAGCACUCGGUGCUCUACGUCCGCAACACCGUUCCAGAGAAGACCUUCCAGGCCCUGACCAGGAUCUACUGCAUCUGCUAUCACAGCAGCAAACUCAGGGAGGUGAUCACAGGAGACCUGCUGCCAUCAUCCGCCAUGGUCAAAGACUUGAGCCAAGAGCUGGGGCUGCCCAUUUCGCAAGAAGGCCUCACAGAUGGAAAGCCGUCGGUCUUGCCAACUCCUCCAGCCCCCAAUCUCGAGGAUUUCCGAGGUCAGAAAUCCGACCUCGCUUAUGAGAUCCAAGCCCACCAGGAGAAAUAUCUGCGGUGGCGGAACGCCAUGGCGCUAAAGAACAGAGGCCAGGAGCGCAGCCUGAUCCAGAAAAAUAUUGCCGGGGUCUACCAGGUCGGCAAGAAGCCUCCGAAGUCUGUGGUGAAGGUGAUCAGAAUCGCAGCGCCUGCCAAAGACGCGGUUUAUAACUACAGCAUCCAGACCCUGAAUUCCACACAGCUUGCCAAGAAGGAGCUGUAUCGAGAGAUGGCCAAGGAGCCAAGGAAGAGGUUCACGUACUCCCAGAAUUACCUCUCAGCCAUGGUGGAGCCCCAGGACUCUGAGGAAGAGGAAAAGAAAGCCAAGAAGCAAUCCCGCCAGGCCUGGCUCACGGCCAACGGAUUCCAACUGACAGGUCUUCACAAAAGCACCGAAAGCGACCGUCACAUCAGGCUGCCGCCCGUUGGCAUGGUCACAGAGCUGAACGAGGAGUGGAGGGAAAACACACCGCUCACUAACCUUCUGGAUCGAAGGAGGUGGACGUGGGACCGGCGCCACCAGGACUUUGACCUGUACAGGAAGCCACCACUUUUCUUCGAGCUGCCCCCUUCUCCAGUGCUAAAGCCCAGAAUAGGUAGGAAGACAAAAGGGAGUAGCCCUGUGUCCUGAGCAGCACAGACCUCCUCCUCAGAGCUGACCACCAGUGCGGGCCACGGCCACAACUCAGCAAACCAGCAGCCUCCUGGACCACUACAGGGCUGAGGCCUUUGACCUGCCCAGUCCCUCGCUCCUGAGACUCCUUGACUGGGUCAUGCCGCUCGCUGACACCCUCCUCCAACCACUGGCCUCAUUAAAGUUCAGAGGAUUAAGCGG